UGCUCGUGGUAUAUUUGUAUUUUAAUUCUGAUUGAAAUACCAUCGGAAUUUGUGUAAUUUUUUUUAAUUAUUUCAACCGAAAUAAUGUCUAAAUUGAUUUUAAAAGAAAAGUUUAUUUCCCAAGCAUCGGAGGCCUGGAGAUUUUUGCACGGUACGAUAAAUGUUUACAAACCGGCUGGUAUGUUAACGUCUGUCCUGAUAAAUGCCGUAAAAAUAAACAUUUGCAAAGGUUUGAAUUCAUUGGAGCUUAGUGAACCAAAGCCACUUGUACAAAUUACGAGCGCUGACAAUAAAAAUUAUUCCAUUCAAUUGGUGCCGAACUUGGGACAGGACAUUUUGGCAACGGGCCCUCGAUACACUGAGAAAAUGCUAAGAAUUUCACCGGCUGAUCAUCUUGGAGCAAAUACGAGUGGUGUUAUGAUUUUGGGUAUAAAUAGAGGUAUUGAAUUCGCAAAUAUUCUGAGAAAUGGAGCGCCGAUUCAAACAUUUCAAGUGACCGGUAAAUUUGGCAAAGCAACCGACACAAAUUUUCAAGGAGCUCACAUCACAACCCGUGGAUCGUAUAAACAUGUUACAAAAGGAAAAUUAGAAGCAUUAUUGUCAUCGUUGCAGGCAUCGUAUCAAAAACAAAUGUAUGAUAGGUCUGGUGUCGAUAUACAAUCGCAAGCCGCUUACGAAUUGGCAUGUAAAGGACUUAUACGACCGGCGAAUACAAAAGAGACGGUUAUUUAUGGCAUUCGAAAUACCGAAUUCACAAGAAACACAUUCACCAUGGAAGUACAAGCAAUGAAUGCUUCCGAAGAACUAUUGGCCAGUUUAGUAUUAGAUAUAGCCGUUCAAUUGAGAACUGUGGCCCAUUGUACGAAAAUUAGAUGUACACGUUAUGGAUAUUUUUCAUUCGAACAUUCACUAUUGAGAAGCCAAUGGAAUUUGGAAAGAAUUUUGAGAAGUAUGCACGAAUGCCAACAAAUAUGGAAAUCACAUCCUGAUAUGGUUGCUGAGGAUAUUUCUUCACCAGUAGGUUAUGCAGAAGAUUUACAGAAAUAAAUAUAUCUUUCCAAGAUUCUCUUUAGAGGAGAAUUUAUUUGUUCGAAUUAAGCUGUAUCAAGUUGACUUUUUUGUUUUUUAAAUAAAGAAUAGUUUCUGAAAAAUAAAA
This is a messenger RNA of Contarinia nasturtii (swede midge), 1156 nucleotides long. RefSeq names its product mitochondrial mRNA pseudouridine synthase Trub2. The record is from RefSeq and is a predicted model, not a curated record. The coding region runs from base 85 to 1047 and encodes 320 amino acids. Gene Ontology annotation, biological process: pseudouridine synthesis; RNA processing. The transcript has 3 exons. Gene Ontology annotation, molecular function: RNA binding; pseudouridine synthase activity. NCBI's taxonomy places the organism in Eukaryota, Metazoa, Arthropoda, Insecta, Diptera, Cecidomyiidae.